UCCAUUCUAGUCACUGGGGUCCAGCACUAGUUCUUCUGAAGUUCUGUCGGCUUCCGCCCAGCCUCAGGUGUAAAAGAGCGGCCGCCAGAGCGGAAGUUUUAAUGCUGCCAUUCAUGUAGCGGCAGGCACUAGGCCAAACUCCUGUUGAAUUGGCGUGUGGGAGGAGUAUCCCUGCACUACUGAUAAGCUUUAUCAUGCCUGCAAACAAGGUUUUACAGCCGGUUUUAAAACUGAAAGUAGAUGAACUAUUUCAGUGUUGGCUGAGCGAGACGCCAACGCAGCUGCUGCUGAAGGACUACUUAAGACGAAUUAAAAAUGGCGAAAAUGUUCUGCCUGAAAACGUUGACGACAGCGGAGAUGCUUCCAGGAUGCAGUCUGCUAAUAAAAUGCUAGAUAGCUUGUCCUUGUCACCAGUGACUUGUAGUCCUCCAUCUCGCUCUCCUUCUGCUCUGCCCAUUGGUGCCUUCAGCAGCCCAAGAAGCGGGCUGACUCCAAGAACUUAUAGAUCAAGACUGGUACAGCCAAAGAGGGAAGAACCAAGGACUCCUACCAUAAGCCAGCACAUUCCAAAAUUCUAUUUUCCUAAAGGGUGUCCCAAAGCCAAUACUAAUGUGGAUAGUAUUAUUUCAAAGAUUGAGAAGGCUUUUUCUACUCUUCCAAACGAGCGAACUAGCCUUGAAGACAUGGACAAAAUAGCUAAGGCUUGUGAAUGCCCGCUUUACUGGAAAGCACCAUUGUUUUAUGCAGCUGGUGGGGACAGGACCAGAUACGUGUCUGUUCACAAGUUUGUGGCCAUGUGGAGAAAGGUUUUACAGACUUGCCAUGAUGAUGCUGCAAAGUUUGUACAGCUAUUAGCAAAGCCAGGCUGUGCGUAUUUGGAACAGGAAGAUUUAAUACCUUUUUUACAAGAUGUGGUGAACACUCAUCCUCACUUAACGUUUUUGCGAGAAGCCUCAGAAUUUCAUUCCCGGUACAUUACCACAGUAGUUCAGAGGAUAUUCUACAUUGUAAACCGGUCGUGGUCUGGUCGAAUCACAUGUUCAGAGCUCAGGAAAAGCAACUUUCUGCAGCAUGUGGCACUUCUGGAAGAGGAAGACAUCAAUCAGUCAACGGACUAUUUUUCAUAUGAGCAUUUUUAUGUCAUCUACUGCAAGUUCUGGGAGCUGGAUGUUGACCAUGACUUGUACGUUGAUGAGCAGGACCUGUCCAAACACAACGACCAUGCAAUAUCAAGUAGAAUUAUUGAAAGAAUCUUCUCUGGAGCAGUAACACGUGGUCGAAAGGCACAAAAAGAGGGAAAGAUUAGCUAUGCAGACUUUGUGUGGUUUCUGUUAUCUGAAGAGGACAAGAAAACACGGACAAGCAUCGAGUACUGGUUUCGCUGUAUGGACCUCGAUGGAGAUGGAGUGUUGUCAAUGUAUGAGUUGGAGUACUUCUAUGAAGAACAAUGUCAGAAGAUGGAGAGCAUGGCUAUUGAGCCCUUACCAUUUGAGGACUGUCUAUGUCAAAUGUUGGAUCUUGUCAAACCUCAGAGUGAUGGUAAAAUUACACUCUAUGACUUGAAAAAAUGCAAACAAGCAAAUCUGUUUUUUGACACUUUCAUAAAUCUUGACAAGUAUUUGGACCAUGAACAAAAGGAUCCAUUUUCUGUACUGCGGGUUGGAGAAAAUGAAGGACAAGAACUUUCAGACUGGGAAAAAUACGCUGCUGAAGAAUAUGCCAUCUUAGUAGCUGAAGAGGCCGCCACAGAACAAUGGAAUGAUGGGUGUGACUCUGAAUUAAAUGCUUUGGAGAUGGAUAAAAGAGCUUUCUUGGAUCUCGCUUCUGAAGAGUCACAAGUGGACAUUGAGUAUGACUAUGAAGAUGACUUUGAAUAAACUGAACAGUAAAGAAGGACCCAGCAGCUGGUCUGCCAUGUGUAUUUGCUGUGGACAGCACUUUAUAUAUGUAAUAUAGAAUAACUGCAACAAUCAUCAGUGACUUACAAAGCGAUGAUUUAUUUAUUGCUAAAAAGCUAUUUAUUGAUGUUGGUCACAUUUAUUUUGCUGUGCUAUGUUGUGAGUCCUGCAUUUCAAUGAUGUGAAUACGUUCUGAUUUACAUGUGCAAACCCCAUGUUUGUUAAUGAGUUGUAAACGGGCAACAUGUAUGCUAACCAAUACUUAAAGGCAUGUUCCAAAGGACAUAUGUGGAAAGCAAUAAAGAUUACACGUAUAGAACUCAAAUCUUUAUGGCUUUCCAGUGACCUGUGAACUCCUGAUCUUGGUAAUCCUGUCUGUCGUUUUGGAUAGAAAGGUGUCUUUUUUUUUUUAUUUUUGAUAAAUCCUCUCUCAUUUUGUUCUAGUCGUGCCGGCAUAUGCUGAUCCUAUGCUGAGCUGUUUGCUUAGGCAGCAUAUCCUAUAGAACCCAUUCGCUUUGGUGUCGUUCUUGUCACAUUCCAUUUUGUAACAGGACCCAUCAAUGAAAUACUUUUGUUGUAUUCUCCAAAAGAGAACAAAACUAUUUGGUAUAGUGCCUUUAAAUGUAUAUAUGUAAAUUCCAGCAUUUUUCUUUCAUUAUUUUAUUAUUGCAUUGGAUAAAACUACAUAUGUAAAUAUUUGCUGUGUAGAAAUGUUUAAAAGACUUUAUGAAUUUAUAUAUUGUAAUUUCAAAUAAACUAUAUUUUGC
Bufo bufo (common toad) is the source of this 2665-nucleotide messenger RNA. It is a transcript of the gene PPP2R3B, whose product is annotated as protein phosphatase 2 regulatory subunit B''beta. Gene Ontology annotation, biological process: protein dephosphorylation. Lineage: Eukaryota; Metazoa; Chordata; Amphibia; Anura; Bufonidae. The coding region runs from base 195 to 1877 and encodes 560 amino acids. The transcript has 14 exons. The record is from RefSeq and is a predicted model, not a curated record. Gene Ontology annotation, cellular component: protein phosphatase type 2A complex. Gene Ontology annotation, molecular function: calcium ion binding; protein phosphatase regulator activity.